AUGGCAUCAAGAGAGAUUUUCACCUUGGCCUACGAGGAGGAGCCCACCACUGUCUCCUCUGACAUGUCCAUUGACAACCUUUUCCCUGCUUUACUGGAAUGCUUUGGCAUCAUCCUGUGUGGCUACUUGGCUGGAAAGACUAACAUCAUCACCUCCACACAGGCCAAAGGGUUGGGAAACUUUGUAUCAAAGUUUGCCCUCCCUGCAUUGUUGUUCAAAAACAUGGUGGUGCUGGACUUUGACAAUGUUAUUUGGCCCUUUCUGUGGAGCAUCCUUAUUGCCAAAGCUUCUGUGUUUGCAAUUGUUUGUCUUCUGACACUGGUGGUGGCCAACCCGGAGAGUCGAUUUAGUAAAGCUGGUCUUUACUCAAUAUUUGCCACCCAAAGCAAUGAUUUUGCUUUAGGGUAUCCUAUUGUUGCUGCGCUCUAUAAGAAUACAUUUCCAGAAUACCUCCAGUACAUUUACCUGGUUGCGCCCGUUUCUCUUAUGAUCCUCAACCCUAUUGGAUUUGGCUUCUGUGAGAUCCAAAAAUGGAAAGACCAAGCCAACCACCAACAGAGUAAACUGGUCAUACUGGGACAUGUGAUCCUGCAGGUCAUGAAGAAUCCCAUAGUGUUCAUGGUCAUUAUCGGCAUUAUUGCUCACUUUGCACUGCAUCAGAGAAUCCCAGCAUUUAUGGCUGAGUUUGUCGACGGAUUGGCUAACUCUUUCGGGGGAGCAGCUCUCUUCUAUUUAGGUCUGUCCAUGGUUGGCCACUUGGGGAAGUUGACCAAGUCCACAGUUGUGACUCUGAUACUGCUGAUCACUGCAAAACUGUUAUUAUUACCCCUCAUUUGUAAAGACAUGGUGGAACUGCUGGACAAUAGCAACACCAGUACUUUAAACCACUCAAGCCUCUCCAACUAUGCAUUUCUCUAUGGAGGCUUCCCCUCUGCACCAAGUGUGGCCAUCUAUGCUGUUUACUACAACGCAGAGGUGGAAGUUGUGACAUCUGGCAUGGUCAUCAGCACUUUUCUGUCCGCCCCUAUAAUGUAUGUCUCUGCCUGGCUGUUGACAAGCAGUUGGAUGGACCCAGAUGUUUUGAGGAAGUCCUUGCAGAAUGUCAGCUUCAACAUCAGCAUAGUGGGACUAAUUGUUCUUGUUUGGACGAUCAGUGUCUUGUUUCUCAGUAAGAAAGUCAAGAAGCUGCCUCACAAGUUUGCUGCCAAUUUAUUCUUGGCUCAGUUCAUGACAUGCCUUGGAAUGAUUCUUUGGAAUUAUGUAGUUUACUCCGACAACUUAAUGGGACAGGUUUUCACAUUCACACUUUUAAGCAUCUCCCUCUACAGCACUAAUGUGUGGACAGGUCUGAUAGCACUGUCUCUUGUUCUGUUAAAAAAGUAUGAGGAGGUGAAAGUGUCAUCAGACAUAUUGGUCAUUGUGGGCUGGGGGAUCCCAACUUUUGUAACAGGAGUUUUAUUAAUCUCUGGUGAAAAGGUGCCGGACACCAUAGAUUUUGCUUUCUUUUAUGGCAAACCUCAGAUCAUUUGUUCCACUGUUGUGGCUGCUCUGAGCAUACUCCUCACAGGAGUAUCUCUUGUGUGUAUCAGCCGAGGAACUUGGGAACCAAAGGAGGAGAGAGACUCGCCCUCUAGUGAAGAAACUCCGGUUGAACCUGAAACCACAAGUCCGUCUGAUUCACGUUGUUGCUCAGGCAAUAGUGAUAGAGCUUGCCUCAUAUGUGACUCUCAUGAGGCCACGCCUCAGCCCAUGCCUGACAUGGUCCUAAACACAAAUAUGAACGAUGCUUCAGUCAGCGGCCAGUGUGAAACUGACUGUGACCCGACACAGUGCCUGCUCAUUCAGCAGGAGGAGGAGCGGCUGCACUUUUCAGACAGACAAGUGGCUCGUCAUCUUAUCUUGUGUCUGCUCCUCACCGUCUGCUUGUUUGCGAACUUGUCCAGCUGCCUUUGGGUGCUGUUGAAUCGGGUUCCAGGUAGACUCUAUUUAGAGCUGCAGUUCUUCUGUGCCAUGGCCAACUUUGGACAGGGCCUUCUCUCAUUUGCACUUUUUGGAUUGGACAAACAUUUCAUCAUACUUCCCUUUAAAAGAAGGUUAUUCUCCCUCUGGAACAGUAGAAGACGACCGGACCAGCUCUGGACAGACCUUCCAGAGGAAAUUAGAAUGAUCUGUACUCAGUUUACCAAAUAUCACAAAGAGCAGUGUGGAUAUGAUAUUGUCAGACAAAGAAGGUGUGGGAAGAAGACUAUGGUGGCGUGUUUCGUGGGUUCUGAGCUGGUGGACUGGUUACUGCAGGUGGGCCUGGCUCUGGACCGGGGGGAGGCUGUCCUCUAUGGGACGAGGCUGCAGAGCGGAGGUGUGCUACGACAUGUGAACCACCAGCACAGUUUCCAGGACAGUCUUCUAUUCUAUUGUUUCACAUGA
This is a messenger RNA of Knipowitschia caucasica, 2424 nucleotides long. The record is from the annotation of a GenBank genome assembly. Lineage: Eukaryota; Metazoa; Chordata; Actinopteri; Gobiiformes; Gobiidae.